CGAUCAUUUUUUUAUGAGGACUUUUUCUUCUAAUCACAUCAAGUUCAAGUACUAGACUUAGACACACUCACGUUGAACGUGGUUUUAGAUGGCCUGUUUGUCACGAAACGGGUGGUAUUUUCCGACCUGCCUUGUUGGUGCUAGAGGCGCCUGGUGGUGUUGCGAAGAUGUCUCGUGGUGCGCUUGACUUCGAGCACCCUGCGCCUCAUCUGAUGUACGGCGAUUAGCGGAACGCCAGCUACUAAACGGUCGUGGUCAACAACUUCAUUUUUGGCUUUUGUUGGUUCGACGGGGAAUCAAUUUGAGCAGCCAAUAAUAGGAGAAACUUCGCUGGUUGCUCCAAGUAGAACUUGAAAGAAGCUUCGGCUGACCGAAGAACUCGAACAAGGGUAUAAAUAUAUAUAGUCCAAGAUGGGCGGGGAGCGACACACGCUGGUGCUAGCGGUGGAGCUGUCCGCGAAUCUGAUGCGGGCAGAAUGCACUGCUGCGCAACUGGAGCAAGAGCUGAUACCAUUCGUUCUUUCGCGGACGACUCAGGAAGCGGAUUUGCUGCAGCAGUACGUUCCCGGAUCCCGUCCAACUGCGACCAGACAGCGAGCACAAAAGCAACAAAAACUAAAGCAGCUCACGGGCCAACUACUGGCAGAGGUGUAGAUGAACAUGCACCUCCUCCUAGUGGUCAUGCUAUAAACAAAGAACAAGAGAUAUUUGAUGUAGUUGCUCUUGUUUUCGUAUAAGGCAAAUUCUACUAUUUUUUCAAUGGUUUUUAUUUUUUCAAACAAGUAUGUCUUAGUCCACUUCUAUUAUCAGGCAACGAGGAACCGCAACUGGAAGUGCUAAGACGAGUCUACUUGCUAUGGAACCUAGACUUAUACAUAGAAAGCAAGAAGACUUAAUAUGGCUCUUGUUCUACCACGACGACCUCUACGAUAACAACAUCCACUGCAGGUCGGCGCAGAGGGAGCGACGUUUCAGCGUUUUCUGCGGAAGAAAUACGGGUGUCGCAUGGAAUGGGUUGUAGAUGUAAUCCGACGGUUGGAACAGGAGGAUGCUCGGUCAGUGCAGGAUGUCCAGCUUGUGUUCUUUCUCAGUGGUCUCCAGACAGCAACUACCUCUAGUACCUCGUCACAAAUAAAUUGUUCCUCGGCACCUCCAGAAGGAGCAUCAGCAUCUACAAUCUCGCGGCUUACUGCUCUUUCCAACGGAAGAACUCCAAGUUGUACGUCGUCCACAUCCUACGCGUCGUCGGAAGUGCUGGAUACGACGCGCACAGGAGAGCUCUUCGAGCGUGCAUCGUCCUGUGAUGUGGCUCCUCAACAGCUUGAUGCACAUACUAUGCGGAUCGACAAAGUCGACGCAGCGCAAAUCGAGGCGCACCUUGCGACAGCCCAGGCCUCUAUCGGCAGCACAGGUGCGCCGAAGCCUUUGUGGACGGCGCUGCAGCACAUGUCUUGUAUCACAGCAAGAAAUGUUGACCACAGCGGGGGGAAGAUGCUGAAGUUUUUAAGGCCCAACAAAGUCAUGCAUUUGAUUUCCAAUGGCCAUUUAUUUUCUUCGGUUUGUUCCUUCUUGGGAAGAUUCCGAAGAAAUGAUCCAAGAACUCCUGAAUUGUUUUGAGCUCCAAUGAAGCACAACAAGAGGAAUAUCACGCCCACCGGCAGGACGACGAAGGCUAAAGUGAACCCGUAUGCGUUGAACACAGCACAUCACCACUCAGCAGGUCGUGGAGAACAAGAGGAUAACCAGCCAAGGCUGCUCAUUAUCAGCACCCAGGGCAGAAGUACAUGUCUGGACCCCGAGCGGCUAUCCCUUGGCGCGCAUUUCGUUCAGACCUACUUUUCUUCCGUGUCCGUCCUCGUACUUGAGCCAGAGGAGACCUCAUUUGGAAGCGAACGGUAUGAUCUACUUGUGAUCUGCAUUGAAUUAGUUUUAUAGCUUGUGUAGUUCAUUACCACGACCCUUGUGCCUACUUAGUUGCCACCCGCCAUUGGUUUUAGCUAUCCCUUGUCCUACUUAGUUGAUCGCAAAAGUGUAGCUCCUCCACCUUGCUCUUGUUAUCAUGAAAGUAGAAUUUUGGCUUGUUCAUGUUCAGGUUGCAGUCUUUGGAGCGUUUUACAGAAAAACUGGGUGGCAUGUGCCUUCAUGUUCGAUCGCGUGAGGAAAUCAGUGAUAUGAUUCCCUGCUUAAGGAUGUUCUUGAUGCAUGGAAACACGUCGCUGAUUAAUGAGAGGAAGCGGUACUACGUGCUCAAACAGCAACAGCGCCUUCUUCCCACCUCACCAAGACGAAUGCAGUCGACCAUCGCUGAGCUUGUACAAGACUACCUUAUGUUAUCUUCAGGAGGAGACCAUGAUGAGUUGGAGUUAGUGGAUUAUUAUGAGGGUACAACUUCAAGAAC
Messenger RNA from Amoebophrya sp. A25, 2398 nucleotides. Lineage: Eukaryota; Dinophyceae; Syndiniales; Amoebophryaceae. The record is from the annotation of a GenBank genome assembly.